Clunio marinus is the source of this 213-nucleotide messenger RNA. The record is from the annotation of a GenBank genome assembly. NCBI's taxonomy places the organism in Eukaryota, Metazoa, Arthropoda, Insecta, Diptera, Chironomidae.
AUGGAUUUAACAACAUCAACUCUCAAUGAUUCCAUUACCGCAAAGUGGAGACAAGAACAUUCAGAUUUUUCCACUGUUGCUUUGUUCUUUGUUUUUGUUUUUUGGCGAAAAGACAUCGCAAGUGAUGAUGGAGAGAAAGGAGAUGAAGAAGAAGAAGCCAGAAAUAAAAUGAAUUGUAUAACAAUUCAGAUGCAGAUGAGCAUGGAAUUAUAA